UCCACUUCUCACAAGGAAGAAAUUAAGUUAAAUCAAGAGAGAGAGAGAGAGAGAGAUGGCAUGUGGGCAGUUUGGUGUUGUGUUGAAGAAGCUGAAACCUUAUUUGCUUGUUGUGAGCUUGCAAUUUGGGACUGCAGGGAUGUACAUAAUCAGCAUGGUUACUCUCAACCAUGGCAUGAACCGAUUUGUUCUCAUCGUCUAUCGCAAUGCUGCUGCAGCCCUCUUCCUUGCUCCUUUCGCCUUGGUUCUUGAAAGGACAACGAGACCAAAAAUGACAAUUUCCACCUUUUUGCACAUAAUGGUGCUGGGAUUCCUAGAGCCAAUUGUUGAUCAGGGGUUUACAUACUUGGGGAUGAAAUACACAUCGGCAUCAUUUACAUCUGCUAUCAUGAACGCCGUCCCGUCUGUUACCUUUGUUAUCGCAGUUAUUUUUCGGGUAGAAAGUGUAAAGAUGAAAGAGGUACGCAGUCAAGCCAAGGUGAUAGGAACCCUAGUAACUUUUGCUGGCGCCAUGCUGAUGACAGUGUACAAAGGCCCUGUCGUUGACCUCCUAUGGUCACACAAAACCAGCAGCCACAGCAGCACCACUACAUCCACCGACCAACACUGGGUGACCGGGACAGUCUUCAUCCUCGUAGGUUGUGUUGCUUGGUCUUGUUUCUACGUAUUGCAAUCCAUAACAGUGAAGAAAUACCCUGCAAACAUCUCACUUUCCUGCUUGAUAUGCUUGGUGGGAGCGUUGCAAGGUGCAGUCGUGGCAGUUACUGUAGAGCGUCGUGCUAGUGCGUGGGCGGUCGGCUGGGAUUCAAGGCUCCUAGCGCCUCUCUACUCGGGAAUAAUUGGCUCUGGAAUUGCUUAUUACGUGCAAGGCUUGGUGAUGAAGACUAGAGGCCCGGUUUUCGUAACAGCUUUCAACCCUCUCUGCAUGAUCAUCGUCUCUAUUCUGGGUUCCAUUAUUCUAGCUGAGAAACUUCACCUUGGCAGUAUAAUUGGAGGCGUGAUCAUCGUGUUUGGCCUUUAUUCUGUGGUGUGGGGUAAAAGCAAGGAUUAUUGUAAAAGCUCAGCAGUGCCAUCCAGUCCUGCUAUGAAGGAUGAAGCUCACGAAUUGCCAAUUUCUAAUGGAAGUGCUACCAAUGGGACUAAAUUGGUCAUUGACAAAAAUGGCAGCGACCAGCCAUCCCAAAUGCAAUAUAUGACGGUCCAAAAAUAAUGCUAAUCUUACUUUAAAUUUGCAGUAUAAAGAACCAGAAAAUGUCUUUUUAAUCUCCCUUUCGAAUUUGAUUGUAAUUAUGAAUCUAUGAUUAGCAUGUAGCAAUCCGUUUCUUUUCUAA
Molecule: messenger RNA, 1331 nt
Organism: Prunus dulcis (almond)
Lineage: Eukaryota; Viridiplantae; Streptophyta; Magnoliopsida; Rosales; Rosaceae
Product: WAT1-related protein At4g08290-like
Exons: 7
Coding region: 56-1210 (384 amino acids)
Cellular component (GO): plasma membrane
Molecular function (GO): transmembrane transporter activity
Source: RefSeq, a predicted model, not a curated record